Messenger RNA from Anopheles merus, 900 nucleotides. RefSeq lists its product as uncharacterized. Bases 1 to 900 code for a protein of 299 amino acids. The transcript has 4 exons. Lineage: Eukaryota; Metazoa; Arthropoda; Insecta; Diptera; Culicidae. The record is from RefSeq and is a predicted model, not a curated record.
AUGCAUCGAGAGAAUCAUCCUUGUCCAUUUGAUGAAUACAUAUUGCAAGAAGAAUACGUCAGUGAUUGGGUUACUAUCGAUGCAUUCGACGAUACGGAAGUAUAUGAAGAGGUCAACGAAGAUUACGAUGAAGCCGAGGAAACUAUGCACAGUACACAAGAGUCUCAACACGAGGAGGAACCUUUUGAUGAGCGUAUUCGAAAUUGGGCAUUAAAAACAUACCAAACACAUCAAGCUCUAAAUGGACUAUUAGAAAUUUUACGUAAAAAAACGGACUACCAGCUGCCGAAAGAUGCGCGCACGUUGCUUAAGACAAGGCAAGGUCAAGGACAAGGUCUCAAGGAUCACUUUCGCGAUGUGCCACCAAGAGUCAGCAAAUUUUCGUUGAACUUUUCGAUUGAUGGACUUCCACUGCACAAGAGCACUCGAAAACAGUUUUGGCCCAUAUUAAUGAGCAUUCAAGAAAUGCCGGAAGUUCCAGUAUUGAUGGUUGGCAACUUUUUUGGUGAAUCGAAACCAAAGAGUGUUGAGGAAUAUCUGCGUCCGCUUGUCGACGAGCUAAAUGGGUUGAUGGAUAAUGGCAUUGUAAUAGCCAAUCAGCCAAUCGAAAUACACGUAAGAGCUUUCAUCGCGGACUCACCAGCACGAGCAUUCAUAAAAGGUUCAGUUUACUUCAACCACACACAUGGUUGCCAAAAAUGUACGGUGCAAGGAAAAUAUCACAGCGCACACCGAGUUACAUGCUUCCCGGGAAUGGAUCAUCCAGCAAGAACGCAUGAAGAUUUCGUCCAAUCAAAUUACGGAGCACAUCAUCGGGAAAAAACGCCUCUCAUGGAUCUUAAGAACUUUGACAUCAUUGUUGCGAACGCGACAAUCCAGAUUUUUUAUAUUUCUUUCUAA